CCCCAAAAUAAUCUUCAAAGAAAUAAUUUAAACGUUUCUCACAAGUAUGAAACUGCUCGGGUGUGGCUGUGCUCCGUCAGCUUGCCUUCGCUUUUCUCACUGACACCGCGCAUGCGCCAUAUGUCUCCUUCAUUGUGCCCUGUCUCCCCUUAUAGACGUUGCUAAGCUAAGCUAGCUGUCAAUCCGCUCAGCAGCAUCACGACCGGGGACGCUCCAGGCUCUGCAGGCUCUCCUAACAAACACAUUCAGACCGCACGAUGGCUGUCCCUCCUUCAUACGCAGACCUGGGCAAGGCUGCCAAGGACAUCUUUAGCAAAGGCUACGGCUUUGGAGUUGUGAAGCUGGACCUAAAGACUAAAUCCCAAAGCGGAGUGAUGGAGUUCAACACAUCUGGCUCCAGCAACACGGACACAGGGAAGGCUGCCGGCAGCCUGGAGACCAAGUACAAGAUGAAGGAGCUGGGCCUGAGCUUCAACCAGAAGUGGAACACGGACAACACGCUGGCUACCGAGGUCACUGUGGAGGACCAGCUGACUCAAGGACUGAAGGUUGCCUUGGAUACGUCUUUUGUACCAAACACAGGUAAGAAGAGCGGGAAGCUGAAGACGGCCUACAAGCGCGACUUUGUGAACCUGGGCUGUGACGUGGACUUCGAGGGUCCCAUCAUCCACGCCGCUGCCGUGCUGGGCUACGAGGGCUGGCUGGCCGGCUACCAGAUGGCCUUCGACACGGCCAAGUCCAAAAUGGCCCAGAACAACUUUGCCCUGGGUUACAGGGCCGGGGACUUCCAGCUGCACACCAAUGUCAACGACGGCACCGAGUUCGGCGGCUCCAUCUACCAGAAGGUGAACGAGGAGCUGGAGACGGCGGUCACUCUGGCCUGGACCGCCGGCAGCAACAACACUCGCUUCGGCAUCGCCGCCAAAUACAAGCUGGAUAAAGACACCUCUCUCUCUGCCAAAGUGAACAAUGCCAGUCUGAUCGGAGUCGGCUACACCCAGAGCCUUCGGCCAGGUGUGAAGGUCACCCUCUCCGCCCUGAUCGACGGGAAGAACUUCAACGCCGGCGGACACAAAGUCGGGAUGGGCUUCGAGCUGGAGGCAUAAAGGAGGAGAGAACACAGAAAAGAAAAGACCCAAACCACAUCCCAACACACUCCUCCACCCUUCUCCACCCUCCCCUGUCACUUCCUCCCUUGUUCACACAUUUCAUAAGCAUUUCUGACAGUAGUGGUCGAGCCUCAGCAUCAAGUUGUGAGGUUGUUGGUCCGAAAACUGACGGCGGCGCAUAGUUGUGGAUCCUCACUGGGAUUUAUGGUCGUUGGAAUGAAACUAUUUAUUUUCCUGUAGGUCGUUGGAUGACGUAGUCGUCGGUCUAAAUGUGCAGCCUCUGUAUUCGGCUUGUUUGCUUGGUUAAAAAAGAAGAAGA
This is a messenger RNA of Etheostoma cragini (Arkansas darter), 1428 nucleotides long. RefSeq lists its product as uncharacterized. The record is from RefSeq and is a predicted model, not a curated record. The coding region runs from base 258 to 1106 and encodes 282 amino acids. Gene Ontology annotation, biological process: monoatomic anion transmembrane transport. Gene Ontology annotation, cellular component: mitochondrial outer membrane. The transcript has 10 exons. Lineage: Eukaryota; Metazoa; Chordata; Actinopteri; Perciformes; Percidae. Gene Ontology annotation, molecular function: voltage-gated monoatomic anion channel activity.